This is a messenger RNA of Capronia epimyces CBS 606.96, 2178 nucleotides long. RefSeq lists its product as uncharacterized. Gene Ontology annotation, biological process: lipid metabolic process. NCBI's taxonomy places the organism in Eukaryota, Fungi, Ascomycota, Eurotiomycetes, Chaetothyriales, Herpotrichiellaceae. Gene Ontology annotation, molecular function: triacylglycerol lipase activity. The record is from RefSeq and is a predicted model, not a curated record. The transcript has a single exon. Bases 1 to 2178 code for a protein of 725 amino acids.
AUGAUCGCAAAUGGGACUAAGCAACAGCCAACUUCGUCGGCCGAGACUCGAUCGUAUGAUCCGUCCACUCUACCGGACUAUGAGACGGACUUCAUCAGUCAGGCUGAUCUCGACAGCUUUGCACAAGCACUGAGCGCACCGACAACAGAACCACUCACCGCUCUCAAUGAUUGGGGUCCAGUACACCAAAAAGUCAAACGAAACCGAGCUCGACGCAAAAGUCCGAGACGAAGCAAGGAUGAAACGCGGGAGGGCUUUGUGUAUACACUUUUGUACUAUCCCUUACUGUUUUUCGUCUGUGGCUGGAUUGUGAUUUUGUUCUUCAUCUACAACCUGACACGCUUCUACAUCUACGCCUACGAACAUGUGUUUUCUUGGACAGGCCGAAGAGAGACUCUGAGGCGGCGGCUCCAACAAGCAAGAAGCUAUGAUGAGUGGCAAGCUGCCGCUCACGAACUCGACGUGUACCUGGGGAACGAGGAGUGGAAGCAGUCGGAUCCAUACUCAUACUACAAUCACCAGACGGUCAGGAAAGUGACUGCUCAACUUGCCGAGCUUCAUGAGAAGGCCCAAACCGAGGAAGUUGGAGGGCGCGAUGGCGUAGGUGGUCUCACCGCCUUGGACGAGUUGAAGUCGUUGCUCGAAAGCUGUGUCAAGAACAAUUUUGUGGGCAUUGAAAACCCUCGCCUGUACAGUGAGACAUACAUUGGCACCAAACAACUCAUACAAUCGUUUGUCGAUCAAGUCGAGAAGUGCCUUAGGACCGUCCUUAACAGCAGCCGGAUGACUGAUACUGACAAGGGCGCGUUCUUCCGUCAUUUAGAGCUUAACCAUGGGCGCACCGCCCUAUGUCUUUCGGGAGGAGCGACCUUUGCAUACUAUCAUUUUGGAGUUAUCAAGGCACUGCUGGAAGCUGGGCAAUUGCCAGAAAUCAUCACGGGUACUUCGGGAGGAGCAGUGGUUGCCGCAUUGGUGGCCACAAGAACAGACGAAGAAUUGAAACAACUGCUGAUUCCAGCCCUGGCACACCGUAUCAGGGCUUGUCACGAAGGCUUUGCCACUUGGAUGCGCAGGUGGUGGCGAACCGGCGCUCGGUUCGACUCCAUUGACUGGGCUGUACAGUGUAGCUGGUUUUGCCGAGGAUCUCUAACAUUUCGAGAGGCAUACCAAAGAACGGGCCGCAUCUUGAACGUCUCCUGUGUGCCCUCAGACCCUCAUUCACCUACAAUCUUGAACAACCAUAUCACGAGUCCGGAUUGUGUCAUCUGGUCCGCUGUCCUCGCUUCUGCGGCCGUUCCUGGGAUCCUGAACCCGGUUGUGCUAAUGCGAAAAACCAAGGACGGCUCUCUGGUUCCGUACUCGUUCGGCAACAAAUGGAAAGACGGCAGCCUACGUACAGAUAUCCCUUUGAAAGCUCUCAACCUUCACUUCAACGUCAACUUUUCGAUCGUCUCACAGGUCAAUCCUCACAUCAACCUGUUCUUUUUCUCUCCUAGAGGCGCGCCAGGUCGGCCGGUAACGCACCGCAAGGGCCGUGGCUGGCGAGGGGGGUUUCUCGGGUCUACCAUCGAGACUUCGGUGAAGCUCGAUUUGCAAAAGUACCUCAAGAUCCUACGACAUCUCGAAUUGCUGCCAAGACCCAUGGGUCAGGAUUGGAGCGAGAUCUGGCUCCAACGAUUUUCCGGGACCGUCACCAUCUGGCCGAAGACUAUUCUCAGCGACUUUUGGAACAUCCUCACUGACCCGAGUCCACAACGUCUCGAUCGCAUGAUCGAUGCUGGCGAACGCAGUUGUUGGCCCAAGAUCAGAUUCAUCUCGAAUCGUAUGGCAAUCGAGCGGGUGAUAUUGCAAGGUCUAAGGAAAGGGGGGCCGAUUGAUGAUAGCCACCGCGUCCCAGACCCGGUUCACGAACAGCAGGCACAGGAAGCGCUCCUCCGCGCCCGACGCCGACCGAACGACAGCAUCUCGUCAGUUGACGAGUAUCACGAGAACCCGGCCACGUGCCCACCACGCAGGCAGAAUAGCAUCCUUCAAGAGCUCACCCGUCAAGCCUCAGUGUUGUGGAAUGAUCAUGGUCAAACGGAUGGGGAGGAAGACGUGGUAAGCACAACGACAGAUGACGAAGCAGACGAGGACGAGACGGCAGUAGACCGAGAUGUGGUCACUAGAAGACUGUAA